Messenger RNA from Durusdinium trenchii, 4927 nucleotides. The record is from the annotation of a GenBank genome assembly. Lineage: Eukaryota; Dinophyceae; Suessiales; Symbiodiniaceae.
CAUUUACUUAAGCGUCUUCUGAGUGAUGGCUUUGGGCCAGCCAUGACAAGCGAUCCGGAGUCCACGGAGUUCGUGUACACCUCCAGCGGUGUGGACUCCACCGAUGGCUCCGCGGAGUCCGAUGGCUCGAAGACGCUGAUGCUGCGGAGCCGCCGCCGGCGGUGUUUGCCCGUGUGCAGUGCCCAGCGUGUUUGCCAUUGGUGCUAUGUCUGGCAGUUUCUGUUGUUCCUGAUGAUCUUCCCGCUGUGGGUGAAGUGGCUCCUCGUGAACCCCAAGCCUAGACAGUUCUGGUAUGAGGACUAUGGUCCUUUUCCGCUUCUGCCCGGAGAUUUUGACAGUGAGGAAGUGCUGCAGCAGCAGAUGAAGCCCAAGAUCCACAUGAGUGCCAUUCCACAAUCUUCAAGUGAGUGCAAUUACAGCUGCUCAGCUUGGCGUGGAUACCGCACGGAGGAGAUGAACUUCCGUGUGAGCUUGUCGUUGAACGACUCCGCGUUGACCCAGGCUCAUGCGCACACGGUCUAUCCGGUGCUCUUGGCCUCAGCUGACUUCCAGGACUGGUGGGUGGUCAGUGAUCGUCGUUUCGCUCACCCGAGACCGUUUUGGAGUGAGCACACGGCUCAAUCAGGUGCAGUCUUUGUCCAUUCUACUCCCUCUUGUUCACGCCCACCUGCCAAGCCGCAAGAAAUGCCAUCUGGGCUUAGUGGAGCUUAUGUCUUGGCCUGUAUGACUUGGGAUCCUGAGCGUUUGGAGCAGCUCUCAACCGCCAAAGAGGUCACAGAUGUGCAGAUUGCCACUCUUUGCUCCUCAGUUGGUGGUGUUUGCGGGUGGAGCUGUGGUUCGACACAUCUACCUCAGAAUUUACCAGGUUGUAGUGCACAGGGAAAGAUCGAGGUGUCUCCGAAGUCCUUUGCUGGCAAGACCUUUAGCCAGGCCAACUUCCAGGGCGAGGUCUCCAUGAAGCAAUGCCCAGAGGUUGACGAGGUUGGCGAGUGCCUGACCAAAGAGUCGCCCUUCUCGCACUGGAGAUGUCACAAUUGCAAGUACAAUCCCAACGAGAUUGAGGAGGACUCCUUCCGACGCCUUCAGAUCCCUGGCAUGCCCGGCAUCCCGGGGCUUACGGGCUUUCCGGGCGUGCCGCUGCCCGGCGAUGACACCGAUGGGGGCGGCAUCGGUGGGCUCUUCUCAGGGGAUGGUGAAGAUGCAAAAAGCUCCUACAUCUAUGCAUCCUUGCCCAAAUUUCAGGUCUCUGUACGUGGAUUAGGCCAACCACAAGGGGACAGCAUCCUCUCCCAACCUGCAACGGUGAUCCUGGAGACGUCGGAAGCCACGCCGGGUAUAUGGCGUCCUUUGUACGAGGCAUACGUGAAGACGAAGCCGCCCGUUCCGGUCGAUGCUGCUGGAGAUCCAAUCACGAAAGUUUUGGAUGAAGACCUUGAAGAGGGGGUCGGCCCCAUUAUUGGCGACUUUGCUCGCUUCCGCAUGCAUUUUCAGCAGCAGAACAGGUUAACCAUGGAUCCGCAUUGGUGCUACGGCAAGCAGGGCCCCCUCUAUUUGGUGGCCUGCGCCAUUAACGGCUCAGUCUAUCGCCAUGAGGACUUCAAGGGCUUCACUGCUGGUCAAAAAGCAGCUCCUCCUCCAUUCAAUGACAGAUGUCUUGAAGUUUCUGGACGUUGUGCUCAUGCCUGCCUUCUCCAUCAGCCUUCCAUGCCAAACUGCACAGCAGAUGGACGAAUCCUCCAAUCAGCAUUAGUUGGCCCGGUGCAGUGGGAGACCAACAAUUCCACGCCGGUGCGAAUCCUAUGCUACAUGCUGAUCCUUUGCUUCUCAUUGAAGGUGGUCUUGCUUUGCCCUGGCAUCUUCAGCUACUAUUCACACUACCGGAGGUAUGAUCCAGAUCUCACCAGUAGCCUCAGAUGCAUUAAUGUUUGCAUCGCCAGCAGCGGAGAGAAGAAGUCCAUUACUUUGAGGAGCCUGAUUGGUGCGGUGGCCUGUAUGCCGAAGGCAUGUGAGUGUCGCUUCCAUGUCACUCUUGCCGACGACCACCACCGAACAGAGCAGAAGCAGAUGAUGGAGAUUUUCACCAAAAUUUUGGAUGCAAUUCCAGGUUUUGACGAACCCUACUCGCUGGAAGAGAACGUGCGACAGUUCUUCCAUGUUUGGGUGGAAGGAACGAAACGAAUCGAUAUCAGCAGACUUAGAGCUGAAGGAGGCUUGGAGAAGGAAGCCGCUGAGUAUCUCAGUGGUCGUGUGACUCUCCAAACCCUGCGGGAAAACACCUGGUCAUGGAUGGAUGGGCGGUACCUCAUGCAGUUGGAAACCGUGGUUGAACAGCUCUACGAGGCUUUGUCCACUACAGAUGAAGAGAAUGUCUUCGACCUGCUGAGCGAUACAGUCCAUGACUGGGAGCCGAAAGAUCGGAAUGCCUUGCCCUUGCGCUUGCACUACCUGGCCAGGGCAAGACCUGAGGAGGAUGAGCGCACUGUGAAAUCACAGCACGUGGCUCCAGGCAUUUACUACUACAAGGUGCCGCAGAAUCCAGACAAUGCCAACUGGCUUCAACUCCGUGGCAAAGUAAAAGAGAUGGUCUAUGGUCUGGAAGAGCAGGACCCCUUCGUGAACUUGGUUCCGAUCCAAAGCAGUCGCGGUCUGCCAGGGGCUCUGAACUUCGCAGCCAACUACAUGUACUUUUUUUCGAGCCGUGCAGAGAACUUGUAUGGAGAUGACCGUGACAUCUCUCCUUACCUCUUCAGCAUUUGUGAUCCAUACCACCAGUACCAGCCCGACUUUUUUCAUACCACAAUUCCACUCUUCUUCAAUCGCUCGGGCGAGUUAGAUGAAGAGGUUGGCAUUACUCAAUGCCCCUUGUACUUCCACGAGAUUGCCGAAGAACUCGACUACUUGGAUGGAAACAAUGCUCAAUUCUUCCGCUUGCACAGUAUGAUCCAGAACUGUUGUGGAGGUGUCAGCGCAUGGGACACCAACAGCACCCGGCUGCUGACCCGAGAGGAUGAUACAUCUUUGUGGAAGUUUGAACGGAAGAGAGUCCGAGAAGCUGACCGGAAAAGGAGAGAGCACUUAGUUGAGCGGCGCUCGUUCCCUGAAACCUGCAAGGUGGAGCACAUUGCUAGCAGCGUGAACCAAGUGCUGAGAGGACAGCAUACACAGUUCAUCAACAGGCGCCUGUCCUACGGCAUGUCACGGAGCGGAACUGAAGCACUUGCUUCCAUGCAGCGCAUGGCUGAGGGCCAUGUCUUGUUUUGGCUGCAGUCCUUCUUUGGUCGGCGUCAGGGCUUCAUGCUUUGGCUCAGCUUCAUUUUCUUCAUCUUCUUCGUAGUAUGGCUCUGCAUCCUGGUGGGGAAUAUCUCCCAGGGCAUGUUGGUCGUGGACAUGGGCGUUCUGCAGAAGAAUACCGUAGAUCGGAUCCUGGCGCCGCUGGUGGACCUUUUCAAAGAGUUUGUGGAGAUCCUGGGCAGCAGCUAUUUUGGGAACAAGCCGAGUCUGAUCAAGAUCUACGUGACCAUGGGCGUGGAGUUUGCCAUUUGGCUUGCAGGCCUGUCGGUUUGCCUCUUGCUCCUCCUACUGGUGACAGAGAUCUUCAAGGCCUUCACUGCCUGUGGCAUUUGCUCCUGUUUCUCUGUGCCCAACGAAAUGCGCCACUGGGCAAGGCUGCUGAUCCGUAUGCAUCAGACCUCUCACUGGGUUUGGGCGUGGCUUCCAGCCUUUUGGAUUGGCUUCAACUACUGGAAUGUCUUCGCGGAGCAGACCUAUCACUUCAACUGCUGGGGUAUGUUCUUAUUCAUUGUCGUCUUGCAGGUCCUCAACUGGGGAAUGAUCAUCGCGGCAUCAAUGAGAAGCACCUUGCAGGCGAGCAUGGAGACCAACGAGGUCAUUUUCCUGUCCAUGGACAACCUUUGGCGGUCGACGCAAAGCCUGUAUGUCACUCUCCCGUUAAAUUUCUACUCCUUCAUCAAAGCCACAGAAGACUACUUACGCUUUCAUUUCUAUGGUGCAGAUGUCACUUUCGAGCCAUACUCUGAAUCCAGUGGCCAACGGGCUCGGACCUCCAUUUGCUUAGUGAAGUAUUGGACCUUGCUGCUGAUCUUAGGUGCAAUUGGAGCUUGGGUUCACUACGGUCUCACUUACUCUGACAGGGACGGUCAGGGCUCUUUGGCAUCCUGCAUUGUGGUCAGCUUGAUCGCACUGGACGUCCUGCAUCCUUGUGCCUAUCUUUGGGUUGGACAGUCCAAGCACAUGAGCUCGGAGAAGGCACAAAGGCUUUCCUGGCUGCAGGCAUGUGUUUCUACUGCCUGGUGGACAAGACUAAUCUCAAAGUUGGUCCUGAACAAGACUCUCUCGACCAUUGUGAAAUGGAUUGGACCCUUGUGCUUCCUGGUUUUGACUCUCCUGUCAUUGGUGAUGCCCUACAUGGGCAUCAACCUGGCUUUCAUGAUGCUGCUGGGCACAUCAACAUACUAGCCAUGGCAGGUCAAGAUAGACAGCACACAAUGCCAAUGGCAACAUCCACAGCUGAAUUUGCUGCCCGGGACUUUCAAAAAGUCCAAGGCCUGAAAUUCGUGAAACUUCUGGUUGCAUCCAGGAUUCACUCGUUUCAGGGUUUUGCCAGACACUUCCAGAAAACCAGACAUUUGGCAAACCCUUUUUGCAUAUCGUCUUUGUUUCCGCGAUUUCCUUCUGUCCAGGCUUUUGGGUGAUACGAGGCUUCCUGGGAGCGUGUUUUAGAGCCACUUUCCGGUGUCCAGAGGAGACUUCUCUCACGCACUCUCGCGUCGAGCUCCUCGCGGUCGGAGAACUGCGUUCUCCUGUUACAACAGUCUUAUCGUAGGUUGGAUCCUUCACAGGAUCCUGGAGCACCAAUUUCUUCAAACUUUUGGAUGCCAAGAACUUGUUUGACUGCAUCGAAAAGCGC